GGGCAAUGUCUUGGACAGCAUGGACUUAGUAGCUGGUUAAACAGAACUGAAUAUGAGCUGUUUGAAUGACUUUUAGCUCUUUUUAUGAGACAUAUACACUCUGAUGAUAUUUAUAAAGAUGUACCGGUGCCAGAAAACUGGCUAAUGUUUGAGAAAUAUUUUUUAAAGAUAUUUUUUAAUGUAGUUUAGUUCUACCGUGUUUGUUUACAUAUUGGUAGUACUGAGAUCUCAGUCCGGAUGGAGUAUUUAUUAAAGAUUAAAAUACUGGCCCUGUUUGGUGUAUUAGCUCUUACUCUGAUUUGUGGGUUCUUUCCUGCUCGGAUGAAAUUUUUCCGAGAAACUGGUGGAACAGAAAUCCACAGGACAGUACUGAGUUUAAUCAGCUGCUUUGCAGGAGGAGUGUUCCUCGCUGCCUGUCUCUUGGACAUUAUCCCAGAUUAUCUGUCUGAUAUAAGUGAGCAGCUACGAGACAUAAAUGUUGACUAUCCUGUGGCCGAGUUCAUCAUGGCAUGUGGCUUCUUCCUCGUUCUCAUCCUCGAGAGGCUGGUCCUUAGCUGUAGUAGAAGAGGAGGUGAGGAAACGGCUCCUCUGCUCCCAUCUCCAGGUCACAGCCACUCUCAUGCACACCACUCCAGAAACGACAUGGAGAGUGGCAGCCACCAUGUCCAUAUGGACAUGCAGGCGCAUUCAUCUUUCCGCUCGUUCAUGCUCUUCCUGUCUCUCUCGCUGCACUCCAUGUUCGAGGGUUUGGCCAUCGGCUUGCAAACGACGGACACAAAGGUGAUGGAGAUCUGCAUUGCCAUCUUGGUCCACAAGAGCAUCAUUGUCUUCAGCCUCUCGGUAAAGCUGAUGCAGAGUGCUAUCCGACCCAUUUGGGUCAUCAUCUACAUCCUUGUUUUUUCCAUAAUGUCGCCAAUGGGCAUCGCUGUCGGCAUCGGGGUGAGUGAAGCUCAGCUACGGAUGGGAGCAUUUAUCCAGGCUGUGCUGGAAGGCCUGGCAGCAGGAACAUUCAUUUACAUCACAUUUCUGGAAAUCCUCCCUCAUGAGCUCAACUCCCCGGAGCGACAGCUUCUCAAAGUGCUCUUCAUCUUAAUCGGAUUCUCUCUCAUGGCCGCUCUGUGCUUCCUGGGUUAACAUACUUCUCAGGGAGAUCACAGGGAUUUAUAUGGGACAUUAAGGAACAAGUUAAAAAAAAAAAAGCAAAGAAUUUUGUUUUUAACUGACUAACCCAUUUAAGAUUUUUUUUAUUUUCAUGAAUUGCAACAGACAUUUUUUAAAUGGGCUUGCUUUAAAUUGAGUUGUGUAUCUUACAAUAACAAAAUAAUAAUCAAGAGCCAUACAAGCGUGCACAGUUCGAUACAUUUGGCAGUGAUGCCGAAUGAAAGGCUUUAUUUGUUUUUAGCAAAAGUGGCAUUUGAAUGUUAACUGACUCUUUUCGGUAUUUGAGCCUAAUGUAAGAUUUUCAUUCACAGAACUUUUUUUUUUUUUUCAUCUCAGGAUUUUAUUUUAUCAUCUUUAGCUAUUUUCAAGAAUUAUUUAUUUUAAUUGCCAAUCACACAUUAUUGGGCUGAUUACUGGUUAUUGCAGUAUUCCUGCAUCAUGUUUUGAUUGUGAAAGAGUUAAAGGAAACCUGUGGGUUGUUUGUUGUUUUUUUAACCUGGGCCGAGUUUUCACAAUCCUUUGUAAGUAGCCCUCACUGCAGCGUGCGGGAUGGCGUAAGGUGGGGAGAUGGGCGGAGCAAGAUGUCACACACUUACUAUAUAUGGGGGUUAUGAUGUACAAAGGUUAUGAUUAGGGUUUGGGUAUAUCCUGUAAUUGUCCUUAUAUGGUAAGUGAGUGACAUCUUGCUCCGCACACAUCUCGCCCUGCUCCGUCCUACAGGCUGCAAUGAGGACCCUCUCUCCCUUUGGUUCCAAAGAUUUACCAGGGACAAAAACCAUUGAAAACAGUCCAGUAUUGAGAAUGCAAUAACCGGCAACUGCAAAACGGAUGUACAGUAUAAUCCUACAGGGCAAUCAUCUGCGUCAAAGUAAACCACUUGUUUUCGCCACUGACAGGCUCAUAAUGUUGUUAUAAAUAUCUGACAAUGUGGAAAGGAUCCAUACAGAAAUGCACCUGUGUCUGUUUGCCUCAAUAGCUGCAAAGAAACUGUAGAAAAUGACUGACUGUUUCUAAAGUCAUUUGUUUUAGCUUUCUCUUUUUCCAGUUUCUGACACAGCGCCCCAUUCAGCGCCUGUAUUAUCACAUGAGGCUGUUUUCUGAUGGUUACGAAAGGAGAAGUCACACAGAGUUUGUGCAGAAUUUCCAUUUCCGUCUGCAUUGUUUCCAAAGUCAUGUGUAAAUAUUUAUCUGAUGACAACACGUGUGACAACAUGCAAAAGAUCCAUUUUGAAAACCUCAAAAAACAGUUCUAAGCAUUCUCAACUCAUUACUAGAUAGAGUUCAAUCAUUUUCGUCCCCAGUAAAUAUUUGGAUCCAAGAGAUGGGGGAAAAUAGGGCCCAGGCUAAAAAAAACUUCUUUUAAUAUAAUUUAAUUUUAAUUAAAUUUUAAUUUAAUUUAUCUUUUUAAUUUAAUUCCUUUAAUAUAACAUCCCUGUGUUCCAAUACUGAAAAGGCAGUUUUGGUUGGCAGUGAGGUUUUUUUUUUUUUUUCUUUUUUUAAAUCCCCCCAGUGUUUUUUUUUUUGCGCGCAGUGUUUGCAGUCCUGGCAUAAAAUAUGUCCCAUUUGGACAGCAGUAUAAGAAUAACUGACUUAAAAGGUACCACAUUUUGCACAGAAAUGUGUUCUGCAAAAGUUGAAAAAAGAUGUUGAGCUUGCAUUCUUAAAGUUUGCGUCAUAAGAAUGUUGUUAAAGACUUGAAGCUCAAAAGAAACACAGAUGGACUUGUAUGUUGUACUGUUUGCAUUGCGCACUAUAUCGUUAAGUCAGCGGAGUUCAGAAUCCCAACAUGACUGACACACACACACACACACACACACACACACACACACACACACACACAAAAGACUGAUGUAAAAGGUUGCUGUAAACACCUUGCUGUAUCACUGCGGUGCCUUUGUUUUAUAAUCCAUACAUGCUAUUCAUUGGUACAAGAAAAAAUUUGAUGGAAAUAGUUUUGUUGUGCUAUACAUGAUAAAUAAAUCCAUUGUAAUGAAA
This is a messenger RNA of Neoarius graeffei (lesser salmon catfish), 3156 nucleotides long. It is a transcript of the gene slc39a1, whose product is annotated as solute carrier family 39 member 1. The transcript has 4 exons. NCBI's taxonomy places the organism in Eukaryota, Metazoa, Chordata, Actinopteri, Siluriformes, Ariidae. Gene Ontology annotation, biological process: zinc ion transmembrane transport. The coding region runs from base 238 to 1134 and encodes 298 amino acids. Gene Ontology annotation, cellular component: plasma membrane. Gene Ontology annotation, molecular function: zinc ion transmembrane transporter activity. The record is from RefSeq and is a predicted model, not a curated record.